Molecule: messenger RNA, 1074 nt
Organism: Rangifer tarandus platyrhynchus (Svalbard reindeer)
Lineage: Eukaryota; Metazoa; Chordata; Mammalia; Artiodactyla; Cervidae
Source: the annotation of a GenBank genome assembly
AUGGCGAACCAGGGCUCCGGGGGCAGUCGCCUUCCCCUGGCUCUGCCCUCAGCCUCCCAGGAUUGCUCGUCAGGGGGCAGCGGCUCCUCCGAGGGCGGCUCAGGCCAUCCCCCGCCCCCGCGAAACCUCCAGGGCCUGCUGCAGAUGGCCAUCACGGCGGGCUCUGAAGAGCCAGACCCCCCUCCAGAACCCAUGAGUGAGGAGAGGCGCCAGUGGCUGCAGGAGGCCAUGUCGGCCGCCUUCCGGGGCCAGCGGGAGGAAGUGGAGCAGAUGAAGAAUUGCCUCCGGGUGCUGUCCCAGCCCACGCCGUCCUCGGCUGGCGAGGUUGAACUGGCCGCUGACCAGCAGGAGCGCGAGGGAGCCCUGGAGCUGCUGGCGGACCUGUGUGAGAACAUGGACAAUGCAGCAGACUUCUGCCAGCUGUCGGGCAUGCACCUGCUGGUGGGCCGCUACUUGGAAGCGGGGCCGGCGGGGCUGCGGUGGCGGGCGGCGCAGCUCAUCGGCACGUGCAGCCAGAACGUGGCGGCCAUCCAGGAGCAGGUGCUGGGCCUUGGCGCCCUGCGCAAGCUGCUGCGCCUGCUGGACCGGGACCCCUGUGACGCGGUGCGCGUCAAGGCCCUCUUCGCCAUCUCCUGCCUGGUCCGGGAGCAGGAGGCCGGGCUGCUGCAGUUCCUCCGCCUGGACGGCUUCUCCGUGUUGAUGCGGGCCAUGCAGCAGCAGGUGCAGAAGCUCAAGGUCAAGUCGGCGUUCCUGCUGCAGAACCUGCUGGUGGGCCACCCUGAACACAAAGGGACCCUGUGCGCCAUGGGCAUGGUCCAGCAGCUGGUGGCCCUCGUGCGGACAGAACACAGCCCCUUCCACGAGCACGUGCUCGGAGCCCUGUGCAGCUUGGUGACAGACUUCCCCCAGGGCGUGCGGGAGUGCCGAGAGCCCGAGCUGGGCCUGGAGGAGCUUCUGCGGCACCGGUGCCAGCUGCUGCAGCAGCACGAAGAGUAUCAGGAAGAGCUGGAGUUCUGUGAAAAGUUGCUACGGACCUGUUUCUCCACCCCAACGGAUGACAGCAUGGAUCGGUGA